Molecule: messenger RNA, 1774 nt
Organism: Suillus clintonianus
Lineage: Eukaryota; Fungi; Basidiomycota; Agaricomycetes; Boletales; Suillaceae
Product: VHS domain-containing protein
Exons: 5
Coding region: 96-1604 (502 amino acids)
Biological process (GO): protein transport to vacuole involved in ubiquitin-dependent protein catabolic process via the multivesicular body sorting pathway; Golgi to vacuole transport; Golgi to endosome transport
Cellular component (GO): trans-Golgi network
Molecular function (GO): phosphatidylinositol binding; ubiquitin binding
Source: RefSeq, a predicted model, not a curated record
CUUGGCAAGUCGACCACGCACGACAGCGAGCGCAGCUGCGACUGCCACGUCUGCUUGACCAUCUACUGCUCCCUAGCUAGGCCACACCGAGCACGAUGCUUGGAGGUUCGAACGGUACGCCAUGGUUCAGGGCAUCGAAGCUAGAAAUGCUCACCCAAAACGCCUGCGAUCCGACACUCCAUGAGCCCAACUACGCCAUCCACCUUGAGAUCGCAGAACUCAUCAACACCAAGAAAGCCAAUACCCCUCGUGAUGCAGCGAUGCUAAUAGCACGCCUCGCAAACCACCGGAACCCACAUAUCUCCAUCCUCGCACUCGCACUUCUCGACACCCUCGUGCAAUCGUGCGGCUAUCCAUUUCACCUGCAGAUCUCAACCAAAGAAUUCUUGAAUGAACUCGUCCGUCGAUUCCCUGAACGCCCGCCUCCCUUCCCUGGCCCAGUCAUGUCACGGAUUCUAGAGCUCAUCCAUCGAUGGAAGGAGGGUAUCUGCUCUGAGUCGCGCUGGAAGGAAGACUUGGGGAAUAUCAAGGAUAUGCACCGGCUGCUCACAUUCAAAGGGUACCGCUUUAGGGAGCUGCCCCGUCGCGCGGAGGCACCCCCGACAAUGAAUAUUAAAUCCGCCGAUGAACUCGAGUCGGAAGACCGAGAAGCACAAUCUGCUAAACUCCAGGAACUCAUACGGAGAGGCACCCCGCGGGACCUGGCAGCCGCGCAAGAACUCAUGAAGUCCCUCGCUGGCGCGAAUCCCGAUGCAAAGCCCGACUACCGCUCUCAAGCCAUGACGGAGCUCAAUAAGCUCGAGAGUAAAGUCAUUCUGCUCAACGAGAUGCUCGAUAACGUCGAUACUACGAAAGGGGAGAAAUUCGCAUCGGGGGACGUGUAUGACCAAGUCGCGUCGAUAUUGAAGUCUGCCCGUCCGAAGCUCCAGAAAUGGGUCUCGGAUGCAGAAACAGACGAUCCGGAGUCGUUAGAUGCCUUCCUCCAAAUUAACGAUCAAAUCAACAACGUCAUCACCCGCUUCGAGGCGUUCAAGAAAGGCGACUAUAGCAUAUCUGCCAUCCCCGCUGAGCUCACUCAAACCGAAGCCGAAGCGUCCCUCAUUAGUUUCGAUGACAGCUCACAUCCCUCACAUAGCGCACCGGUAGACGAUCUAGCUUCCUUAUUCGCCUCGCUGCCCCAAACCCAAUCUUCCGCCCGACAACCAAAUGCAAAUGCAAACGCCAUGUUUGCCUCGCAAACCGGCAUUUCACUGGGGAACAACUUGAAUGCUUCUUCCUCCACUUCAUCACCCGUCCCAAACGCCCCCUCGCCCCAACCACAGUUCGGGUCUAUCAUGCUAGCGCUUACCCCGCCGCGGGUAACGUCGCCUGGGUAUUUCGGGGGGAAUAAUGGGAAUGGAGGUACGAAUGUCGUUCCGAAUUCGAGUGCGUCGGGGAUGAGUCCUCCGGGAUUGGGAUUGGGGGUGAGUAGGUCAUCCACUGGCAUGGGCGCUGUGCCGGGGUCAAGAGCGAAUAUGGGUACGAUGAUGGGGACGCAGCCGACUUCAACGCCACUGACGCAGCAGGGGAAGGACCCGUUUGCGGAUCUGGCAGGGUUGUUUUAGGUAUUGUGUCGUGCUGUGCUGUGCUGUAUAUUGGGUGGUGAUCGGGGUAUAGGUGUAAUAUAUAUCUUGAAAUUGCUGGAAUGCGGAUUUUGUGUGGAUUUUGAUCUUGGAAGCGAAUGACCCUGGUUGAUUGCUUGACGUUGAGAACGCUGAUUGCUUAAGCUUGUUGG